Vespula vulgaris is the source of this 1559-nucleotide messenger RNA. Its product is annotated as omega-amidase NIT2. Bases 16 to 987 code for a protein of 323 amino acids. Gene Ontology annotation, biological process: L-glutamine metabolic process; oxaloacetate metabolic process. Gene Ontology annotation, cellular component: mitochondrion. The transcript is spliced from 6 exons. The record is from RefSeq and is a predicted model, not a curated record. Lineage: Eukaryota; Metazoa; Arthropoda; Insecta; Hymenoptera; Vespidae. Gene Ontology annotation, molecular function: omega-amidase activity.
UUAGUUUACGUCAUCAUGUACAUUAUUAUCUUUCGAAGUAUGUAUGUUGGCGCUGCACACACGGCUAACCUACAAAUAAUAUGCUGCAUACGAGCAUACUUAAACAGUACUUCAGGACUAUGUCAAGUACGUAAAAUAAACAAACGUAUAAUCCGAUCGAUCGCAUUCCGCUUAGCGUUAGUGCAACUUGCUGUGAGUGAUGAUAAAGUAAGGAACAUAACACGAGCGAUAGAUUAUAUCGAACGUGCUAAGAAAAAUCGAGCGGACAUCGUCGUGUUACCAGAAUGUUUCAAUUCUUCUUACGGAAUAUCACAUUUCGAAAAGAAUGCAGAAGAAAUUCCAGGAGGUCAAACCAGCAUUGCAUUGUCCGAUGUGGCCAAAAAAAAUAAUAUUUACGUGAUUGGUGGUACAAUUCCAGAAAGAGAGGAUGAUAAAUUAUAUAAUACAUGUACAAUUUGGGCACCAGAUGGGAAAAUGAUAGGCAAAUAUAGAAAGAUGCAUCUCUUCGAUAUCGACAUCAAAGGAAAAAUAACAUUCCGCGAAAGUGAUUCUUUGAGUCCAGGAAAUUCUCUAUUUACCUUCGAAAUGAUGGGAUGCAAGAUUGGUAUUGGCAUUUGCUAUGAUAUUCGUUUCGAAGAAAUGGCGAAACUCUAUAGAAAUCAGGGUUGUCAAAUGUUGAUAUAUCCAGCUGCAUUCAAUAUGACCACCGGUCCACUGCAUUGGUCGCUUCUGCAGCGUUCCAGAGCAAAUGACAAUCAAUUAUACGUCGCCUGCGUAUCGCCAGCUCGUGGUUCUCCUCCUGGUUAUAUAGCAUGGGGACAUACACAGCUAACUAAUCCUUGGGGGGAAAUUCUUCAUGAAUUAGAUUCCGCGGAGGACAUGAUCGUCUGUGAUAUAGAUCUCAAAACCGUGGACGAGGUAAGAGCUCAAAUUCCAAUUUUCUAUCAACGACGUACGGAUUUAUACGACACCGUCUGGGUGAAGUAACAAUAUUUUCGAAUAAAUAAUAUUAUUUUCCUUGUAUAAAAAUUGUCAACACUAUUGGGAAUGAACAAAGAUUAACAUACGUAUACAUAUAAUGUAAGUAUUUUAUAAAAGAUUAUGGAUAAAUAUAAAUCCAGAUUUUCUAAUGGAAUUGAUAUAAAAUGGCAUAAAUCCUAAUUCCUUUAUCGUGUAAACUGUAAGAUAAAAGCGGGAUUACGUUAAUGCGAUGAGAUAUUUUCGGGUGAAAUCGAACACAUUCAAUAGUUAUGGUUCCUCAAACAAGUUUAAUAUCAUUUCAAUAAUUUAUUGAAAUCUCUUUAAUGUGGAUUUAGAAUGAUUAUUCAUACAUAAAAGGCCCCUUGAUGAUUAAACUACAUAAUUACAAUGGAAAGUAAUUACGUAUUAUCAUAGCAAGAUCAUCAUCAUCAUCAUCAUCAUCAUCAUUAUCAUCAUCAUCAUCAUCAUCAUCAUCAUCAUCAUCAUUAUUAUUAUUAUUAUUAUUAUUAUUAUUAUUAUUAUUAUUAUUAUUAUUAUUUUCAAGAUAUUUCCUAAAUAUGUAUUUACAUUGAAAUAGA